UUCGGGCCCUUCAGACGACACUGCAUCACUCAUCGGCAUGAUUGUGUCAAUGACAUUACUAAAUGGUCCCUGGAAUACUUCCAGAAACCACUGUCUGUAAACACAAUCCGCCGUGCCAUCUGCAAAUGCCAACUAAAGCUACAGUUGGUUGAUUUGAAACCUAAUUUCUAAUCAUAUGAAGGGUAUACACUGAUAUCUGUGUGUUUUUGUCCUGUUUGUCAGGAGGAAGCAGGUGUUGAUGACAGUGUUUCUCGGGCUCAUUUGUGUUGUUCUGCUGGUCUUCAUCAUACUGCAGCACAUCUCCAACACAGCAGAGAGAGAAUAUCUGUUCAAGAGUUACCAGAACACAGUUGAAGAGUUCAAUCAGACCAUCAACAGCUUACAGGACAAUUACACUGAACUAAUGACUGAAAAAGACCAACUGAAGAACAGCUUCAACUCUCUGAGUCAGAAGAAACUGGAGCUGGAGACCAGAGCCAAUGAUCUUACAGCUGAGAAAAAACAGUUACAGAAAAGUGUUGACUCUUUCAAUCAAAAGAAAUUGCAGAUAGAAAGCAAAGGAAAUGGCAGGUUUUUCACAUCCAAUGUUUUGAUGAGCUGGUCUGACAGCAGGAAGUACUGCAGGGAUCAAGGUGCUGAUCUGGUCAUAAUCAACACUGAAGAGAAGCAGAGGUGCAUAUCUUCAUUUGUCAAAGAGAGAGUGUGGAUUGGUUUGUCUGACAUUGAGAACGAGGGCAGAAUGAAAUGGGUGGAUAAUUCAACACUGAAAAAAGGGUUUUGGGAAAGAAAUGAGCCGAAUGACGCUGGUAGAAAUGAGGACUGUAUUGAACUGAAUCCCGUAAAACCCGUCCUGAGCAACUGGAAUGACAUCCCAUGCUCAGUGAUAAGAAAAUGGGUUUGUGAGAAUUAACAUCUGCUCCUUCAUCUUCAUGAUAGCUUUGACUCAUAUCUUCCAGCUUCAUUAGUUCAUUAGUAGUUCAUUUAAUAAAUAACUAACUUUAGGAUUUCAUUUUUUAAUCUUUUUUUAUAUAAUUUUCAAAACAAAGAGUAGCUAUUAAGAUGUAAUUUGUUAGAAGAAAAGUAUUUUUUUUCUAACUGCAAUAAUAAAUGACAAAAUUCUGUUUCUCAUAUUUUUCUUAGUAGUAGACAAUCACAAUAAAUGACACAAGUCUAAAGCUUCCCUGAUUCACACUGUUAUUCUAAUACAGGAUUACUGUGAAACUGCUUUUCAGUUCAGUUGGUUCCCUUUAAAUUAACCCUCUGGAGUCUGAGGCUGAUUUGGGGCCUGGAGAAGUUUUGACAUGCCCUGACAUUUGUGCUUUUUUCAGUUGUUCAUAAACAUAUUAAUGGAAAAAGUGUC
Molecule: messenger RNA, 1360 nt
Organism: Megalobrama amblycephala (Wuchang bream)
Lineage: Eukaryota; Metazoa; Chordata; Actinopteri; Cypriniformes; Xenocyprididae
Product: CD209 antigen-like
Exons: 4
Coding region: 239-910 (223 amino acids)
Biological process (GO): biological process involved in interspecies interaction between organisms
Cellular component (GO): external side of plasma membrane
Molecular function (GO): fucose binding; D-mannose binding
Source: RefSeq, a predicted model, not a curated record